AACGUUGCCGUGAUUCUUCUGCUUAGAUAUACUCUUGACAAUUACAUAAAAUAUCCGUGAAAGAAUUAAAUUGUCGCCGUCUUCCGUUGACCGUCGUCGGUUGUUCAAUUGUAAUCUGUGAUGCGCGUUCUAUUUCUUUCUCCCCGUGGUUCACAUUUAUGUAAACAAUCAAGUGCUUCAAAAUUGAUAUUAGUUAUUAACAUUCUUUGAUUAUAUUCGAAAUAAUUUGUUUUACUCGAGUAAUAUUGAGUGUAACUGUUAUUUCUUAGAAGUUGUUUCAUAGUUAUUGAUUCUCAUUAGCUAUGGAAGUGGACGAGUUCGAUUCUGGUCGUUCAUCGUCUACUAUUUCGUCAAUAAACAGUUUGUUUUCUUUUACUAGCCCCGCCGUUAAAAAAUUAUUAGGAUGGAAACAAGGCGAUGAAGAAGAAAAGUGGGCAGAAAAAGCAGUUGAUGCCCUUGUCAAGAAACUGAAAAAAACCAAAGGUGCCAUAGAAGAACUGGAAAAGGCAUUAAGCUGCCCAGGGCAGCCUAGCAAAUGUGUUACUAUCCCUAGAAGUCUAGAUGGCCGGUUACAGGUUUCUCAUCGUAAAAGCUUACCACAUGUUAUUUAUUGUCGUGUAUGGCGAUGGCCUGAUCUCCAAACACAUCAUGAACUCAAACCAUUAGAUCAUUGUCAAUUUCCUUUUUCUACACAAAAUAAACAAAAGGAUGUUUGCAUUAACCCUUAUCAUUAUAAGAGAGUUGAGAGCCCUGUCUUGCCACCUGUAUUGGUACCUAGGCAAAGUCAGCUACCUCCCAUGAUGUUUCGCCAAAUGCCUGAAAAUCUUCAAUAUAAUAACUAUAACCAAAGUCCAAAUUCUCCUUCAUCGAGUCCUCCACCAAACAGCCCUUUUCAAAGUAGUGCUUUAUCAGAAAUUGGUGGCUCACCUAGACCAGAUGAAAAAGCUAUGAGUCCUGUCUCAGGAACUCAAGUGAUGUAUCAGGAACAGGCAAGUUGGGCCAGUAUAGCCUAUUAUGAACUUAAUAGUAGAGUUGGUGAACUGUUUCAUUGUCAGUCCCCAGUUGUUGUUGUUGAUGGAUUUACAAAUCCUAGUAAUAAUUUAAACAGAUUUUGUCUUGGUCAACUUUCCAAUGUUAAUAGAAACCAAACAAUUGAAAACACACGGAGACAUAUUGGAAGAGGUAUUCAAUUGCAUUAUAUUGGAGGAGAAGUAUAUGCUGAAUGCUUAUCAGAUUCGGCUGUUUUUGUACAAUCCCGUAAUUGCAAUCAUCAUCAUAAUUUUCAUCCAUUAACUGUUUGUAAAAUUCCUGCUGGUUGUUCAUUACGUAUUUUUAAUAACCAACAAUUUGCUACAUUGCUUACAGAAUCUGUAAAUUCUGGUUAUGAAGCUGUAUUUGAGUUGACUAAAAUGUGUACAAUCAGAAUGUCUUUUGUAAAAGGCUGGGGUGCAGAAUAUCAUAGACAAGAUGUUACUAGUACACCAUGUUGGAUAGAAAUACAUUUAAAUGGGCCACUUCAGUGGCUUGAUAAAGUUUUAUGUGCAAUGGGAUCACCUCACAAUGCUAUUUCAUCUGUUUCUUAAAUCAAAUAAAUUAACAAUAAUAAAAUUUGUAUUAUUAAUUUAUAUAAGUAAAAUGAUUCACGUGACUUUUAUUAAUAAGUUGAAUUUUUUAUUAAAAAAAAACACUAUUUUUUAUGACAAUUAAUUGUUAUUUUUGUAGAAACAAAAGUUAAUAUGUAUAUACAACUAUUAAUGCAUAAAAUAAACUCUUUUAUGAUAUAUAUUUUAUAUAAAGUGUAUUUUUGUGUGUAAUUAAAUAUGAUUAAUUUUUGUGUUAUUA
This is a messenger RNA of Daktulosphaira vitifoliae (grape phylloxera), 1842 nucleotides long. RefSeq names its product protein mothers against dpp (gene Mad). Lineage: Eukaryota; Metazoa; Arthropoda; Insecta; Hemiptera; Phylloxeridae. Gene Ontology annotation, molecular function: RNA polymerase II cis-regulatory region sequence-specific DNA binding; DNA-binding transcription factor activity, RNA polymerase II-specific; I-SMAD binding. Gene Ontology annotation, biological process: SMAD protein signal transduction; anatomical structure morphogenesis; transforming growth factor beta receptor signaling pathway. Gene Ontology annotation, cellular component: heteromeric SMAD protein complex. The transcript has 7 exons. The coding region runs from base 303 to 1583 and encodes 426 amino acids. The record is from RefSeq and is a predicted model, not a curated record.